Molecule: messenger RNA, 6159 nt
Organism: Sabethes cyaneus
Lineage: Eukaryota; Metazoa; Arthropoda; Insecta; Diptera; Culicidae
Gene: pns
Product: DENN domain-containing protein 5B
Exons: 12
Coding region: 878-5098 (1406 amino acids)
Molecular function (GO): small GTPase binding; guanyl-nucleotide exchange factor activity
Source: RefSeq, a predicted model, not a curated record
GUGGUUCCGUAAACGCAACGCAGUUUGAUAGAUGAUAGGUACUGAAAGAAGAAUCAGUUAUCGAAUAGGGAAUAUUGGUGCAUUCUAUCAAGGACGUUCAGCAUUUCGAUAAUAAAAAGGCUAAAUUCAUCGUGAUUGUAGGCUACCGAGAAAAGAAUUGCCUCGUUAGUUCAGGUGUCACACAAUAUCGAUUGUGUCAUAUUAGAGCGUGCACGUAAAGGGUAAAGUAAAAUAAAUCUAGCCAACAUGGCAAGUAAUGGAAUGUGAGUAAUAUCAAUACCUUGAGAGUGAUACAUAGGCUGGAAAAACGACCAAUAAAUCAGAUAAAGUGAUGCUGCUAAGAUGAAAUAGCGAAACAGAAAACGAAGAAAAAAUAAGAGGAAAGAAAAUCGAUCUUGAAUUAUCCAAGUUGGAUCCUUUCCCUGCGGAGAGAAAGAAAUCGUGAAUGUUUGAGUGAAAUAAUAUAGCAUUUAUAUGCUACAUAUUACGCAUGUGUGUUGGUAGUUCGCUCAUGGCUCUCUAUUGUGAUGUUUGAAGUGUAGAGAAGAAACGGCAAGAAGAUUCUGUUUUGAUCAAGAAGGUCAUCCGAUUGUUGUCUUAUGUGCAUGCUGUGUACAUCUCUAGCCGAGAGCGUGUAGUGUAUUUUUCGACUACUCCUUCAUUCACUGCUAGCUCCUCAACUGCGAGGAGUUACACUAUUCGUUCGAACGUUGUGAUGUGUUAUGAAAAAUUAUGUUAUGUGAGUUGUAAAUGAAGUAAAUAACCCUGAUUGCCGAAUUGAGGUAUUGUGCAUUGGAAGCUCGAAAUUGCACCGCGCGCUUACGGUUGCGGCGUUUAGGCUUUGCCAUCCCCCUUCACAGUAGUGUACGCCACGAUUAUGAGCGAUAAAUCCUCCAAUGGGCUCGCUAGUAACGGACAUGCCGGCGCACCCCAGCAAGACUCCGGCGAUACUGGUGGGGCCGCAGUGCGAGCCUCCAGCAGCCUGACCGGUUCAACGACCAGCCUGGAGAGCAAUGGCAAACCGAAAGGCCUGAACGACAGCGUCCAGCAGCAGUUCAGUCGGUUUGCUGAUUAUUUCGUGAUAUGUGGUUUGGACCUAGAUUCUGGCCUAGAACCGGACUUGUUUGCAGGUGACAGUCUGCACUGUUCCCCGUUAGACCGAGCGUAUAAAAGCAAACCGUUGGCACACUAUCCGGAAAAUGUCGCGUGGAAUCCAUUCGAUGCACAUGGUAUCUGUAUGCUAUCGCUGCCGCAGGGUUUGCGUUUUCGAACGCAAAAACACAACAUAGAGCCACGAUUUCACGCUUUCGCCACCACGCGGGAGGACGGCAAGCGGUGCUACGGCUUCAGUCUCGUGUUCUACGAAGAAGUGCGCAAUCGACAGAUAUGCAGCGCCAUGCAUACGCUGCAAUCGAUGUUUAUCACUGAGAUAUCAAGCUCGCAGCAGCCUCCGCCGGCGACGCUGCGACGAGUGAAGGAAAGCCCCGUGAGCCGUUCCUUGCCACGACAUUUCAAAAUUGCCGCCCAAGCUCCGGCGUCGGCUCUAAGCUACUACGAUAUUACUAAGGAUAAGCUGUACGUGGCGAAAAGCAUUUCGCUCGUUUGUCAGGUGCCGUACGCUCACGUUGCUGAGCUGUUUCUUCAGAAUCUCUACAAAUGUCUUCCCCGCCAUCCCGGUUCUCGGUUGAGUCUCGAGAGCUACGUGUACAACUUCCUGUACGAAGUAUCUACGCCCCCGCCAGGAAAGUCCAUCCGAAUAUACAUACCACCGGAAGAACCUCAUCUACCUCCGAUUGCCACAAUCCUGCAGCGACCAGCACUAAAAGACGAGCUUCCGUUUAUGGACUUUCCUCUGCGGCUUCUAUUUACCUAUUUGAGUGUGGACUGCGCCAUUCAACUGUUCACUUGUGUGCUGCUCGAGAAUCAAGUGCUUCUUCGGUCGUCCGACUAUCAGAAACUAACCAUCAUAGCGGAAUGCAUCACAUCGCUGCUAUUUCCCUUCCAAUGGCAGCAUGUUUACGCUCCAAUACUUCCUGCCUCAUUGCACCACUUUCUCGACGCUCCGGUGCCGUUCGUGAUGGGUCUCCACUCAGAUUCUGAUAGCACGCUGCGAAUCGGCAGCGAAGCGAAUCUCUGCUACGUGGACAUCGAUAAGAAGUCCGUUCAGCUUCCGGAGGAACUGCCCGCUUUUCCGCACCGCCAUGACUUCAUCGCGGAAAUAACCGCCAUUCUUGAUAAGUACCAAGUACCUCGUGAUAGAUCCCUGGAUCCACCUUCCAUUCUCAGUCCAAAGAAUCUCCUCAAAGAUCACGACAUGAUGACGACGAGUUGCACCCUACCAUCCGGCAUGCACGCCCGACGAAAGCACUCACUGCACGACGUCCUCGAUUGGGAUCGACCAAACUCGCCCGAUCUGCCGCUACCGGCUACGGCAGUACCCUCCCGGCCGGACGUUCGUCAACGGAUCGUGGACAUAGUCCGUCGCAGCGGCGGCGAUGAAAUCGAUUCCGGACCGAACGAAGUGAUGCCAAGCACAAAGCAAAAGCAACCGCUCAGUACGCUCGAUCAGUACUACGAAGAUCUUCGGCUGAACAACUCCAUCCGGGAGAUCUUUCUCAACCGCUUCGUACAGAUGUUUGCCGCGUACGAGCAAUUUGUGAUUCUGCCCAAUCAGGACAGAGAAGACUGGCUCAGCAAUCGUGAAUCUCUGCACAACUUCGAUAAGGCUUCGUUCCUGUCGGACCAACCGCAACAUCAUCGGCCGUUUCUGUCGCAGUUCCUCGAGAGUCAGAUGUUUGUUACGUUGAUCGAUAACAAGAUCAUGCUGUCGUGGGGUGACGACGGCGGGAAUGGCAGUUCCCUCGAUAGUCUCAACGGAGACGUGGAGUACAAUCUUAAGUUGUUCGACAAUCGCAUCCGAAUCCUAAGGAAACGUUACGGCGGGGAAAGCAUGAUCCGAACCGCCAAUUACGAGCCUUGCAUACUGGCCAGAGAAACCCAAAAGCUGUUGGAUAAAAGGCUCGGAAGCGUGGACAUGGAGGUAGCUCCACCGAGCGAAAUCCUGGACAAACGACCGCCGUAUUAUCGAAGUUUUCCAUUGUUGGAAAAGUCCGUCCUGAACCAGGAGUGCGCUUCGAGGGGAAACAGCCUGCGAAGAGUUAAAAAUGGUUCCAAGUGGAAGGUGAAGGAAAUUUCAUUGGACGGCGGAGGAGGCGGUAGCAGCAAUAAAGAAAAUGACGGCGGAGGGAACAAAUCGAACCGGAACUCAGCGAAUCUGUCCGGGACGGAAAUCAGCCCGGCACUAUUGGCACAGGCCAAUUGGACUUUUGUGGAAAAAUUGCUGAAGGACUGCAAGAGCAAAACCAAACGAAUGCUCCUGGAAAAGAUGGGCACCGAAGCCAUCGAGCUAGGUCUCAGCGGGGAAGCCUCGGUAACGGGAGUGGAAGAAAACACAAUGAUUGCUUCGCUUUGUGAUUUGCUGGAGAAAGUGUGGUCCCACGGGCUGGUCAACAAACAAGGCAAAUCGGCCCUUUGGACGCAUCUGACGGCCUACCUAGAGAUUAAGGAUUGCCAGAAUCCGGGCAAGCAAAUUGAUACAAACUAUUUGACCCCUGAUUUGUCAUCCCUUGCAAUUGAACCGGAGAUUCCUUCGUCACCGACACGAGGCCGGUCAAAGUCUCGCGACCGGAAAAGCUUAGGACCUGAGCAGCUACGAUCGUUACCUGAAUCUCUGGAAUUCGACAUUAGGAAUAUCCUGUCUAUGACAGACAUCAAAACCCACAUUGGUUAUGCGCGGGCGUGGGUGCGACUGGCACUGGAGAAGAAGCUUCUGUCGCGUCAUCUUCGAUCGCUUUUAUCAGAUACGGCCCUCCUAAGACAAUUGUACAAGCGUUCCGCAUUCGUGCGCUGCGACGAUGAGGUCGAACAGUUUUUGUACCACCUGCUGACGCUGAAUGCUGUUGAUUAUUUCUGCUUCACCAAUACGUACCCUACGACUAAACUUCCGUAUAGGGUCGUGAUAUUCCCCUCGAAGAAAGGAUCGGCCGCUACCACUUCUGCCAACGUUUGGAUUGCCAUUUCCGGAACCCUGGGGGAAACGCAACAGAUUAGCAUCCCCCGACAUUCGCUGGAAUUCGUGUUUCACCACAAAACGUUGGGAAUACUAACAUCAUUACGAGUAGGACAUGAUGAUACCGGAAUGUCCUCCAAGUGGUUGGUCGAACACGUUGUCGUCAGGAAUGAAGUUACAGGUCACACCUACAAAUUCCCCUGCGGUCGCUGGCUCGGACGAGGCAUCGACGAUGGAUCCAUUGAAAGACUACUGGUUGGACAAUUGGUUCCCCGAACGGUAGACAGCGAGGAGCUUGUGGAAGCUUGUCGGACGCCACCCCGAACACGUAGUCCCAGCAUUCAGCGACCGGAGGUACGACCUUCGGACAUUCAGCACAUGCUGGGCGACUGCGUGAACGCAAUCGUCAAAUGGCACUACCGGCCGAGCCGUGAACGGGACGCCAGUUCUCUAACGAAUCUACUCUGCGGGGAAAACGGCCUCGUUAAGUGUUUGGAGCAGGCUUUCCUGUGCGGUUUCCGAUCGCAGCGACUGUUCGGAAGAAAUCUCUAUCUGUGGGAUUAUUUCGUACGCGUUAAAGAACAAUUCGAGGUUAGUUUGAUGGAAGAGUCGGUGGAAUUGGUUCGCGGUGGCGCCUCCGUCUGUAAUUCUCCACCGACCAGUGGUUCUAGUCCGGAGUCGCCGCCCCAAGGAACAGCAACCGUUCAACCUCCGGUGGCACGACAGGAGCUGUCCGCUGUCUGGCGAUGCUACUGUCAUCUGAUGGAUGAAAUCAAUAACGUGAAGCAAACACUGGGAAAAGACGGCCGUUUUCAGCUGUUUAUUUGUCUAAGCAUUAGGGAGCACCUUCUCCACAGAAUGCUAGUACCGAUGGCCUACACACGUGUUACUACCGAAAUGUACGAGGAACAAAGUUUCAUGCGCAAGAAAGGUCUACUGACAUUCCUUCGGCAGAUAUUGGAACCACUGGAUGAGUUCCACAUAGUGCUGGAAAACUCCAUUACCCAGGGUAUUGGAUCUCACUGCUAGGCAGCCAAUCCUCAUUGGAAACAUAAUACUCACUCACACUACUAGCGCUAGGUUCUCUCAUCGUCGAAACUCAUUUUUCAACCCAGACAAUUUUGAUAAGGCAUCUGCCGUUUGUUUUUCUAUCUUUCUCGCUUAACCAACUGAGAAACGGUUAAGCAAAACUAAAUAAUCGAAAUCAAUGGCCAAAGAUAUUAGAGCAAUUUUUUGUUCCUGAGAUGUUGUUAUUCGUAUUAAGGUUAUUUCUCCAAUUUGUUUUACGUUGUAAUUCUACGGGAAUUUGUGAUUUUUAGUUUGAUUUGUUGAACCUUUAUAGUCUUGGUUUGUUUUUAGUGGUUACGCUCCAUGUUUCCGUUUAAGUUAAGAAAAGAAAAAAAACUAUUUCGUUGAAAUAGUGUCUGUGCCAAAAUUGAACUGAAGAAAAUAAACAGAAAUACCCCAUAGUUUGGCAAGGGCUGAAGAAGUUGAAAACCAAACUUCAGACCUACAGUUGGUUGUGUGAUAGUUUGUGUGGGACAGAAUGUGGGAAAUUAUGAGUGAUUACAUACCGGAAUUAGAAUAAGUUUCGCGCAAAUGAGUUCAGCUUAUAUAAAAUUGACAACACAGCUCGACAAAACAAGACAAUUCUAUACUCACAGAAACAUACUCAACCAUGAUUAGAAAGAGAGGGACAGUACGAAUUACGACUAGAUUUCUAGAGGAAACGAUUCUUCACUGUAGCCGAAAUGUAGAAGAUCUGUUACUUUGCUUUGCAUGAUCUUUAAACAAAAUUAAUCCGUCUUUCGAAGUGUAAGCUGUAGACAGCAAACCUUGAUUCCAGACUAAAACGCUAAACUAUAACUUCUAGGGAAACCUGAAUUAUCAGCCUUUCGUGAUCGUUGAAUAAACAUGACAUCUCAGCCGACCGAAAUUCUUAUUAGCAUUCAGCAGGCACCAGUAGAACUUCGCUUCAAUUAACUGAUUAUAUGUGUUCGUUGUAGCUGGCAGUAAAACAUAGGUUUACGACUUUUUUGUGGUUCUACAACCAUAUAGGUGGAUCAAGUGAAUAAACGCUGAUAUUACUA